AUGGGCAAACCACCAAAGCGAGGAUCGUCUCUUCCUCUUCACAUUGAAUCUUGUUCCACGGCGUCUUCCUCCGAAGCCGAACGGUACUAUCAUCAUCAGUAUCGUCCACCCCGUGGGUCGACGCUGAAAGAUCGUGUCAAGUCCAUUCGCCAAGAAGAUCGUCAGGCUGUGGUGGAAGAUAAUGCCAUUGCUGCUGCCUUGGCCGCUCGAGCCUUUCAUCUGCCUGGAUAUAGUUACAUGGCAGACUGGAGUCAGUACAUUGUCAACAACCACUUGAUCUUUGGCCUCUGCUGUCGUCAUCCCAAGCAUCCACUGACGACCAAACUGCGGUUUCUCAAUCUGAUGGCAAGUGCUCUCUUUGGAUUGGCCAUUACCAAUAUGAUUUGGUUGGGGUAUAUUUACUACGAUGAAGACCCGGAUUCGGUGCUCUUCAAGAUUUCCUUUUACGAUGAAGAUGCCGGAAACGAACUCAUUAUUAGCAGCAAUCUCACCAACGAUGACCAGUGGUUCUUCAACAACAACACUACCAACAGUUCUAUGAUGGAUGAUCUAUGGGACAACUACAACGUUACUAAUACCAUGGCACCGACUACAUUGGAACCCAAAUCUGGUUGGGAACUCUUUCUCCCCCGUCCCAAAAACGCCCAUACCGAAACACUGGGCAAUACGUUACAAAUCACCCGUGGUAUGGUCCUGUUGUGGACCUUGGGAGCCGCCCUGCACGCCGUCUUUGACAAUACCAUUUGGCGGCUUUCGGCAUGUGGCUGCUGUUUGCCCGGCAACCGCUGCGAACGAUUUGGAUUCCUGCGCGGCAUGAGCGGCGCCUUUACCAUUUUUGUCGUGGUCAUGGUCACGGCCGUGGCAACCUUUGCCGUCGUCUUGCGGGCCACACUCAUGUCACACGAUGAAAUCGAGUUUAGUGCGUCCAACAGUGGAGGAUUGGUCGAUGAUGCCAUUGAUGUCCGAGAGAGUUUCCGAGAAGCCGCUCAAAAUAUUGGAGCGCUCGAGUUUGUCAUGGGAUACUUUGUCGAGUUUUUCUUGGCGCUCUUUGUCUAUCAUCCCCUCUUCAUGACUAUUCUCUUCAUGGGGUGCUUGAACUUUUUGGGAUGUGGCAAGCUGCGGGUCCUUGGAGGACGGCCCUUUGAAAUGAGACAAUUGGAAGAAGAAGAAUCUGGUAGUCAGCGACACUCGGCGGGACUUGUCACGGGGAACCAAUGUUUGUCUGUCCCCAAAGGAGCCGUGCGUAGGUUGAGCCACACGGAACGGAGCAGCUAUAGCUCGGUCAACAACUUUAGAUAG
Messenger RNA from Seminavis robusta, 1299 nucleotides. The record is from the annotation of a GenBank genome assembly. NCBI's taxonomy places the organism in Eukaryota, Bacillariophyta, Bacillariophyceae, Naviculales, Naviculaceae.